Molecule: messenger RNA, 5352 nt
Organism: Anas platyrhynchos (mallard)
Lineage: Eukaryota; Metazoa; Chordata; Aves; Anseriformes; Anatidae
Gene: COLGALT2
Product: collagen beta(1-O)galactosyltransferase 2
Molecular function (GO): procollagen galactosyltransferase activity
Source: RefSeq, a predicted model, not a curated record
GCCGAGCUCCCGCUGCCCGAUACCGGCGCCUUUCGCCGCUCCGCCCGGCGGCCGGCCGGGGGCGUGCCGAGCCGUGCCGAGCCGCUCGGAGCCGUGCCGAGCCGUGCUGCCCACAAAGGCCGGCUCUGAGGGCGCCGGGCCGGCAGCGCUCCUCCCCGCGGCUCUGCUCUGGCACCCAUCAUGGCUCCGUGCGACCCUCGUCCUCUCCUCCUCGUCCUCCUGCUGCUGCCGGGCGGCUGCGGGGCCGGCCUGCCCCCGGAGCCGCCGCCGCCGCCGAGCCCGCAGCUGCAGCCCCAGCCCCUGCCCGAGUCGGCUCCGCAGAAGCCCACCGUGCUGCUGGCCAUCAUCGCCCGCAACGCGGCGCACGCGCUGCCCCACUUCCUCGGCUGCAUCGAGAGGCUGCGCUACCCCAAGAGCAGGAUCGCCCUCUGGGCAGCCACUGAUCACAAUGCUGAUAACACCACAGCAAUCCUUAGAGAGUGGCUGAAGAACGUGCAGAACCUCUACCAUGAUGUGGAGUGGAGGCCAAUGGAAGACCCGCAGUCUUACCCAGAAGAAAUUGGGCCAAAGCAUUGGCCAAGCUCCCGGUUCACCCAUGUGAUGAAACUCCGCCAGGCUGCCCUGCGUGCGGCGCGAGAGAAGUGGUCAGACUACAUCCUGUUUGUUGAUACGGAUAAUUUACUGACCAACCCACAAACCCUGAACCUGAUGAUAGCAGAGAACAAGACAUUGGUGGCACCAAUGCUCGAGUCUCGCUCUCUCUAUUCUAACUUCUGGUGUGGCAUCACCCCCCAGGGCUAUUACAAAAGGACCCUGGAUUAUCCCCUGAUUCGGGAAUGGAAGAGGACAGGCUGUUUUGCUGUCCCAAUGAUUCAUUCCACAUUCCUCAUUGACUUGAGGAAAGAGGCCUCUACCAAGCUGAUGUUCUACCCGCCCCACCAGGACUACACCUGGAGCUUUGAUGAUAUCAUGGUCUUUGCCUUCUCCAGUCGCCAAGCAGGAAUUCAGAUGUACAUCUGCAACCGUGAGCACUAUGGUUUCCUUCCCAUGCCCCUGAAAUCACAUCAGAUGCUGCAAGAAGAAGCUGAGAACUUUGUGCACACAUUAAUUGAAGCUAUGAUUGAUCGUCCUCCCAUUGAACCUUCUCAGUAUGUCUCUGUUCCUCCAAAGCACCCUGACAAGAUGGGAUUUGAUGAAAUUUUCAUGAUCAAUCUGAAGCGUCGGAAAGACAGGCGGGAUCGGAUGCUGCGGACUCUCUAUGAACAGGAGAUUGCAGUCAAGAUAGUGGAGGCUGUGGAUGGAAAAGCACUGAACACGAGUCAGCUCAAAGCUCUCAGCAUUGAUAUGCUUCCGGGUUACCGUGACCCAUAUUCCUCCAGGCCACUAACCAGGGGAGAGAUCGGCUGCUUCCUUAGUCACUAUUACAUCUGGAAGGAGGUGGUGAACAGAGAACUGGAGAAGACACUUGUUAUCGAGGACGAUGUGCGCUUUGAGCACCAGUUUAAAAGGAAGCUCAUGAAGCUGAUGGAUGACAUUGAAGAAGCACAGCUAGAUUGGGAGCUUAUAUACAUUGGACGGAAAAGGAUGCAGGUGCAGCAGCCUGAGAAAGCAGUUCCCAAUGUCAUGAACCUCGUGGAAGCUGAUUACUCUUAUUGGACCCUGGGGUAUGCAAUCUCUUUCCAAGGUGCUCAGAAACUAAUUGGAGCUGAGCCUUUCAGCAAGAUGCUGCCAGUAGAUGAGUUUCUGCCGGUCAUGUACAACAAGCACCCUGUAGCAAAGUACAUGGAAUACUAUGAGUCCAGAGACUUGAAAGCCUUUUCAGCAGAACCACUGCUUGUUUACCCCACUCACUACACAGGGCAGCCAGGCUACCUCAGCGACACAGAGACCUCUACGAUCUGGGACAAUGAGACCGUGUCAACUGACUGGGACCGAACACACUCCUGGAAGUCCCGGCAGCAGGGCAAGAUCCAUAGUGACGCCCAGAACAAGGAUGCCCUGCCUCCUCAGUCAUCUCUCAACACGCCAUCCUCCAGGGAUGAGCUAUGACUGCCUGCUUCCCCUGGGCUCUGUUGACAGCUGAACCUGCCUCACACCUGCUUUGCACCCUUGAAAGUUGUAGAGCAGCUGUUCGUGUGGUCUCCUUCCUGCUACCUGGAAUGGCAAAGCAGGGUGGUUGGACCUGGUUGUGUUACAGCUUACCAGGCUGCUUUUCCAGGACUGCGGGGAGAGGAAGGAGGAAAAAGUGUUCCAAAAGGCUGAAAAAAGGCAGAGAUCUGAACAAAAGCCUUUGCAAGCUUUUGUAAACAAACAAACAAAACAAAAACCUUGAACGACGUCUUUCUACAGUACAUUGUGUAGAAUACUGUAUUUAUGAAGAUUAAUAUAUAGAGGUGUACAAGUGUUAAUACCUUUCUGGAUAGCUGUAACUGGGCUGCUGUGUAACUGUUACUUCUUGUAGGUUUGUAGGCUUUUGUAACCCUGUUUGCUGAGAGAAACUGCAGGCAAGUGUUCAGGUUAUUUGGUUUUGUUUUUCAAAGGGAUCCCUGUCAAAGGGUUUCCAAAAAUGCUUGAUGCACUGGAGCGGUGCUCCAGUGUAGUGUCUUCUCCUUCAUCACUCUUCUGCAGAAUAACAUUUCUGGCUCCCCUCUAAAUUUAAAGACUUCCUAGAUCCCAUCCCAGUAGGUCUGCCAGUCUGGAACUGAUAUCUUGGCAUGUCUAGAAUCUUGGAAACUAGCAGAUAAAGCAGUGGUUCCCCCAUCUGUUUUUCUCUGCACUGUCUGAAGGGAACAUGCCUUGCUUUCUCCCUGCCCAAUUUAUUCCUUCAGGAAAAGAAAGCCUGACAACCUUUUUGCAGGCCUGUUUAAGUAGGCCACAAAAACAAACAUAGGAAAUUUGAUUUUUACAGUUCUGGUUACAAACUUCUUAUGCUAUCCUAAUAGAACAACUGACCAAAAUGUCAGUGCUGUCAACUGUACCAUUCUCAACAGCCUUGAUAUAGAAUUGUGUUACAGGACGGAAAGGCAACUUGUCUUGAUAUUUUUUCAAGUGAGGAGCAAACUGACUUGCCGUUGGCUAGCAUGUCAGCAGUGUGUGAUGUUGUUUUUUGUUGUUUUUUUUUUAAAGGUUUCUUAGAGGCCAGGUGAUUGUGGACUACACUGCUUAGGUUUAGCUGGCACAGGUCUCAACCUGCAGGCACUUGUUGCAGGGGGUAAUGUUCUCCUGCACUAGCAACCUGGAGACUCGCCUGCUGGCUAAUCUGUACAGUUGAGUAUGUGUGGUUGUGUGUUUUUUUAUUGUUGUUUGUUUUAAUAAUUACUGAUCAAAAUUGUGCUUUCGGCUAAAGAAGACAUGUUAUUAUUACCUGUCAGCGGGUCUGAUAAUACAUAGAACCUGGUGCAAGACAAGCAGCUGUGUGUACUCUUCAUUGGGUGGGAGCAGGCCCCAGCUGGGGAGGCCAGUUCUCCGCCUCUGGGCUGGCUCACGCGCAGCUGUGUUGAAGUGAAGUAUUUUCCAACAAGCCUACUCUGGCUCUGGGAAGACAUUGAAGCCCAAGCUAGUGGAGUCAAGAGUGUUUUCAGCUAUGUUACUGUACCACGGAGUUGUUGGCCAUUUUUUUGUACUGCAGCUAUUGCCUUGAAGCCAUGUUCCUGCUGCUGUUCAGGAUGGAGCAGGUGGCCCUGCGACAUGGUGAGUACGGAGAGUAGAUCUGCCAUGUGCCACCAUGCACAGCCUGGGCUAUUCCUCUUUGACAAGCCCUCCUGCCUCUUCCUUGCUUUACCAGCAGCAAUGCUGACCUGUUUCAAGCGUUGUUGACCAUGGCGAUCCCAGAGACUUUGGUAAGAAGCUUAAUGUGGCCUUCAGAAGUAGAUCUCUGCGCUGGUGAGCAUCCAGCGUAUUGUCACGUGCCGCGAUGUGUAAGAGUACGGUGUUGUGAAGCUUUUCAGUUAUGUUGUGCUUCCCUGGGGACUGGGGCUGAUUCCUUCAGGCUUUGGUGGUGCUGUUUGAGAGCUGGGUAGCUGCUAGAGCCGUGUUGGGAAGGGUGCAUGAGAGGAGCAGGGCCCCAGCUUGGUGUCACUCCCUGUGGGCCUGCAGCCUUGCUAACCAACGUGCGUGCAUACCUGAGACUGGCAGAACAGUGCGGGUGAGCCAGUGUGGGAUGGGUGAGUGGCAUCAAGACCAAGGCGUUUCCCUAAUCUAACAGUGUGGCUGCCUCAGAGGUUUGUUAGAGUUAUGCUGCGUGUCUCCUCCAGCCUCGUGUGCUUUUCUGGUCAGUGUUGGACCCAUCUGUGUCUGAGCGAGGCCUGACUUCCUCUAGCCAUGGGAAUGACGUACCCUUGUGAGCACUGCUUUGGCCAGCCCUUCUUCUCCUGCCCUUUCAUGAUUAUAUUGAAGCAGUUCCUCCACGAACAUCUUGGCUGAAAACAUAGCUUGUGCUGCUCACGGUACUCUGUGCUUCAUGGUGGGGGCUGGAGAGGACUGACUAUAGGGGCAUGUGCAGCAUCCCAGCUCCCAGACCCGCUUGCUGGGCUGGGAUGCUGCUGGGCCUGAGGGUGGGUGGACAGCAGGGCCUGGCAGCACGCUUUCCUUCUGCCCCUUCCCUGGGUGCUCAGGGCCACGCAGCAGGAGCAUCACUGUGUGUCGGGGGAGAGAAUGGUUUCUUGCCUCUGUGGGGGCUUGAUCCUGUAGCUCAUAGUGAGGAGGAGUUUUGUCUGAGGGAGGCCUGCACAAGCAGGCAGCUAGUGAAGCCACUGCUGCACUGGCCAGGCAGGAAAUGGAGGUUGGGUCCCGCUGCUUUCUUUAACCUUAUUGUAGCUCAUUCAGAUGAUAAAUAAUAAUAAUAAUAAAUCUCUCUGCAUCACCAAUACAGCCUUUUGUGUUGGAGCACCGGGUGCUCCACAGCGAGCCCCGCUGAUGUGCAGAGGUUGAGGCCAUGCGACUGGGUGAGGCUGCCUCUGCUCAGCGGUGGGUGCUGCACGGCCGCCAGGGCAUGGCUGCCUCUCAGCGACCAAGCUGGAAGCAUGGCGUGUGCUGUCUGAAAGUGGUGCUGCUAGCAGAGGUGCUUUGGAAGCUCAGCACUACUAUGAUCCUGGUGGUGGUCUCAAACAAUACAGAACUGCUGCUUAGGGGGAUGUCGAAAAGUGGAACAACGCUGCAGGAAGAUUGUAGCUAAAAAGUUACAGCUAAAGGUAAGAACAAGCUGAAACGCUCUCUUUCCAGGUAGUGAAUGGCAGAUGGGUUGUGAGAGCUGGAGAAAGCUGAGAACAGUUAAAACAAUAAAUGUGAUUAUGUUAAAGAUGGGACAGUGAUGGAAGGUGGUGUGAAACGUAAAAAAAAAAAAAAAAAAAAAAA